AUGAUACACUAUCGAAGAGACACAAACAAAAGGCUGGACGAAAUUCAUAAUAGUAAACCAUUUUCUGUAAACAACAUAACAACAGGUGGUAAAGCUGAGGGAACAGCUCUGUACUUUGAAAGUGAUAUAGACCGUCUUUAUGCUAUUAAAGGAAUAACUUGUGUUGAGCCUGGAUUACCAUGCCUAAGCCCUACAGUACUUCAUCUAGACAAGACAGGUUGUUCACCAGGAUAUACCAGAGUAAAACAAGUGCAUAUUGGUGAAAAUAACAGUAUCCUAAACAAGCACUUAGUAUCCGAACAAAACGAAAUAUAUGUUGCGAACAGUUUUUCAAUUUUCCGGGAAAAUGCAUACAUGCUUGACAUAAACGGAGUGAGGAUAACUAAACAAGAGAAGAGCGGACCAUCUGCGCCUUAUGGAAAUACAUCUAUCAAAUAUGACUUUGUGUUUGGGUUUGAGUGCACUUGUCAAGAUUUGAUUGAGAAAUGGUUUAACCGACCACGAAAAUACGAGUGGCCAGGUCCUAGAUUAAUAAAACACAUAUCCACCCUCGAGGGACAUGUGGUUCCAGUCGCAAACAAAGGCAGUAAGUUUCCACUCACAGAAUGGAGAAUUUGUUUCACCAAAGCAGAAUUGAUGCUUAUGCAUUCUUUGGAUGAAUGUCAAACGAAACUAUAUAUACUUCUGAAACUUAUUGCAAAAUCUCUGCUUAAACCUUUGUGUUCAGAAAUGUCCUCUUAUAUCAUGAAAAAUAUUGUGUUCUGGAUCGUAGAAACAAGUCCGAAUGAGAGGUUUUCGCAACAAUCUUUAAUUGACAGAUUGGUUGAUUCCCUUACUUAUCUAAAGGAUUGUUUAAGUUCAAAUGUUUUGAAGAGUUACAUGAUUGCUGAGAGAAAUUUGUUCAAGGGCCGCAUUACCGAAAUUGAAAAGAAGGUUACUUAUAAAGAAAAUUGA
Molecule: messenger RNA, 954 nt
Organism: Mercenaria mercenaria
Lineage: Eukaryota; Metazoa; Mollusca; Bivalvia; Venerida; Veneridae
Exons: 1
Coding region: 1-954 (317 amino acids)
Source: RefSeq, a predicted model, not a curated record